Molecule: messenger RNA, 1807 nt
Organism: Daphnia magna
Lineage: Eukaryota; Metazoa; Arthropoda; Branchiopoda; Diplostraca; Daphniidae
Product: serine/threonine-protein kinase/endoribonuclease ire-1
Exons: 8
Coding region: 91-1530 (479 amino acids)
Biological process (GO): protein phosphorylation; intrinsic apoptotic signaling pathway in response to endoplasmic reticulum stress; IRE1-mediated unfolded protein response
Cellular component (GO): IRE1-TRAF2-ASK1 complex
Molecular function (GO): protein serine/threonine kinase activity; ATP binding; RNA endonuclease activity
Source: RefSeq, a predicted model, not a curated record
GUAGUCGACUGAUGAAGUAGCCAUUUGCAAUCAUCGUCCAACGAGCAUGAAAGACGUUAGUAGUUCUGGGUAUAUUUCUGUGCCAGAAAAAUGGAGAAAAGAUGGAGCACUAACAGAUCCAUCAAGUGGGAUGAAGGCAAUAUCCUAGGCCGUGGAUGUGAGGGUACAGUGGUUUUUGCUGGACAUUUUAAUGGUCAACCGGUGGCUGUGAAACGAAUUUUGUUGACCAAUGUUCAGCUGGUUGAGCGGGAACUAGAGGCUUUACUCCAUUGUAAACAUCCACGUAUUUUACAACUUCUGCACGUUGAGCAGGAACACCCGUUUUUGAGGCUAGCUUUAGAACUAUGUGUUGCUACUUUAGAUGAUUACUGCAAGGAAAGCUAUACAGGUCCCAUGCUUGAAGAAAUGGAAGCUCUGAAGCAAAUGUUGGAAGGUUUAGCCUUCAUUCAUUCACGCAAAUACGUCCAUCGUGACGUCAAACCCAACAAUAUAUUGAUCUCAUCAUCGGGUGGACUCAAAAUAGCCGAUUUUGGAUUUUGCAAACUAGUAAGAGGUACGGACUCAUUCUCUUUGUCUGCUGCUGGUAUCGGCACCCCUGGUUGGAUGGCUCCGGAAUUGCUACAAAAUAUGCAAGACUUGGAAACUGGGCGAAAGGUCGCCUUGUAUGCUACCACGGCAAUAGACGUUUUCCCUCUGGGAUGUGUUUUCUUCUUCUUUUUGACGAAAGGUACACACCCAUUUGGAAUUACGAUGAUGAGAAAUGCAAACAUCCUCACGGGAACGUACAACCUUACAAAAUUGGGGAAAAAACCUGUGUUCUUACGAGGAUUAAUCAAAGAAAUGAUUAGCAAGAAUCCUGAAGACAGACCUAGGCUAGAUGAAAUUCUAACAAGGCCCGUCUUUAACACAUCAAAUGUAUCAGAUUCAGAAGAGUUAUUGAAAGACGACACGAAAUUCGAUCUUUGGCUUCGAAAUAUAAAAAGCCGAUUUGCCUCCAGUAAAAAGAAGGGCGGAAAAAACCGAUCGCCCCAGUCAAAUACGACAAAUGACGAAUGCGAUUCUGCCGCCCGUCCAACUACCCUGUUUGCGACGACCAACAACAGAACGCCUAUGCUUCAAGGACUAACUGGAUUGCAGGUUGUCAAAGAAGAGCCGAGUCCAACAUCGUCUGAUGGAUUGAAGAUGUCCACCCGACGUCGUGCACAAACCAGUUCGGAUGCCAUCAGGCAAAGAUUACAGGUUUCAAGCGCACCCACAUCUUGGCAAAGAACCCUUCCUCGCAGCCGUCCAAGAAGAUUUAUUUGGAGCGAGUUCCUUUCUGAUGGCACUGAAGAGGAAGCAUUCUACUCUUCUUCCAUUCCUCGAGUUCGUUCGGUGGCAUCAAUGUCAAAUCUUGAACCUGGAUUAGCAAGUUCUGCAGAGAGUUUCUCAGACCAAAGAUUAUCAUCUUCGUCCCUUCACUCUAAGACAGGCAGUCUUUUGUCUUUGAGUCGCUCAUUCAUCGGUGACCUGUUAAACAAAUCCCAAUGAAGCCCGAUUCUUUUUAGUAAAGCUUUUCUAUAUUUAUUCAUUUAAAUGCGACAGAGAUUAAUAUUUUUAUCUCUACCUGAAUUCCUAGCGUGCAAGCAACACAAAUCUGCUGACCUAUGUGUCACCAAAUUAAAAGGCAUUAAUUGAUUAUGAACAUUAUAAUUAUUGUUGUUAAAAUCUGUAUGGCGUCAUAUAGUUUCCUCAAUGUUCAGUUACUAGAAAAUGGCCCCAAUACUAAAAUUUCCAAUCGACAGGAAUUCACGAAUAAUUAAUUAUU